Messenger RNA from Thyridium curvatum, 1047 nucleotides. RefSeq lists its product as uncharacterized. The transcript has a single exon. NCBI's taxonomy places the organism in Eukaryota, Fungi, Ascomycota, Sordariomycetes, Thyridiales, Thyridiaceae. Gene Ontology annotation, molecular function: hydrolase activity. The coding region runs from base 1 to 1047 and encodes 348 amino acids. The record is from RefSeq and is a predicted model, not a curated record.
AUGACCCAAGAUCAAAAGCACGAGGCUCUCCAGCCCAUCCACCCUUCCAUGAAGGGCAAGCUGGACCCCGCCUUCGAGAAGCUGUACAACGACAACGUUGCCAACACUCCCCUCAAGCCAAUCGACCUCUCCAUCUUGAGAUCAAAAUACUCGGUGCUCUACUCAUACGGCACCGGACCGGCACCAGAGGUCGCACGCCAGUAUGAUACACAAAUCACAACGCAUGAGGGCGUCACCCUAGAUAUCCGAGUCUACGAGCCAGAUACCACCGCCGGCCCCUGGCCCGUACACAUCGACUUCCACGGCGGCGGUUGGGGCCUAGGCGACCUCGACACGGAGAGCCACAUCUGCAAACACAUCUGCAAGGAAGCAGGCGUCGCCGUCAUUGACGUGGCGUAUCGGCUCGUGCCCGAGAACGCGUACCCGUGCGGCGUGACGGACAGCUUCGCCGCGCUCAAGUAUGUAUACGAGAAGGGCGCGAGGGAGUUCAAGAUCGACCCGCGGCGCAUCUCCAUAGGCGGCGUGUCCGCCGGCGGCUUCAUCAGCCUGGCCCUGGGCCACCUGGCGCGGGACGCCGGGAUCCCGCUCCGGCUGAUCGCGGUCGGCACCCCGGUCGUGGACGACCUGAGCCAGUACGCCUCCGCGGCGGACUCGCCCUUCCCGUCCAUGCGGGAGAACGAGCACGCGCCGACGCUCAACUGGGCGCGGCUGGCCUGGUUCGACAAGCUGAAGUGGAGCUCCCUGGGCUCGACGCCCGAGGAGGUCGCCAAGAGGCGGGCGCGGGUGCCGCCGCUCUUCUUCAACCUCUUCCGGGCCGACAGCUUCUCUGACCUGCCCAAGACGCUCAUCUACACGGCCGGCGCGGACCCGCUGCGAGACGAGGGCGAGGCCUACGGCAUGAAGCUGAUAGCCCAUGGCAACGAGGUGACGAUGAAGCGGUUCCCUGGCGUGCCUCACCCCUUUAUGCACAUGGAUAAGGAUCUCUGGCAGGCGAAGGAUUUCAUCUUGCAGACGGCUGCUGCUAUUCGAGCGGCAUUGCAUGGAUAG